Molecule: messenger RNA, 4268 nt
Organism: Thalassophryne amazonica
Lineage: Eukaryota; Metazoa; Chordata; Actinopteri; Batrachoidiformes; Batrachoididae
Product: solute carrier family 12 member 7-like
Exons: 28
Coding region: 409-3714 (1101 amino acids)
Biological process (GO): potassium ion homeostasis; chloride ion homeostasis; potassium ion import across plasma membrane
Cellular component (GO): membrane
Molecular function (GO): potassium:chloride symporter activity
Source: RefSeq, a predicted model, not a curated record
CUUCUUGUUUACCUGGAGGAAGCAGGAGUCGCGAGCUCUCAGCCUGACAGGAGGAGAGCAGAGUAAAACUAACUCUACGUCAGGGAACGAAAGGGAGCAGACCUCGUUCCUUCAACUCAAUCCGGUUGUUGGAGUACUUUUUCGGUCAUUAGACAGCUUUCAGGCGGUUAUUUUUGAGUUUUUAAACGUGUUUUUCCUUCGGUGGGAGGAGCGCCGCCGUUAUGGACGCUGUUCAUGCGCUGCAAAGAAGGUCACGUGGGGUUCGUGUCUUGCAGCAGUGAGGGACUUCAGCCUCAUUAUUAACGCUUCAUCCUGCCUUUAGUGGCCAGUGGAGAAAAACUUCCAAAGGUGAAGGUGCACUGUCAAGAAGCAUCCGGGUCUUCUUGUCAUAUUGCCUGAGGAACCAAGAUGCCCACAAACUUUACAGUGGUGGCAGUGGAAGAUGAGGAAGGUGGCAGUGACAGUGCAGCUGCAGCAGGGGGCAGCAAACAAAUAAGUCUGCGUGAAAUUUUCAGUGGGAAAGAAGAUGAGGAGAACUCGCAAUUACAGAGUUCAGGCUGUUUAGGACCCGGAGGUCAAGAAUCGGGCGAAAGCAUCCAUAGAGAUUCCAGUUCAUUUAUUUCCUCAGAUGAGGAUGGACAUUACGAUGGCAAGAACAUGGCUUUGUUUGAGGAGGAAAUGGACAGUGCCCCAAUGGUAUCAUCGCUUCUCAAUAAGCUGGCAAACUACACAAACCUGACACAGGGUGUUCGAGAACAUGAGGAGGCCGAUAAUGAGGAUGGAGUCAGGAGGGUCACUGUCAUGAUCCCCCAGAUGGGAACAUUUAUUGGCGUCUAUCUGCCAUGCAUGCAGAACAUCCUGGGUGUGAUCCUAUUUUUGCGGCUCACCUGGAUUGUUGGGACAGCUGGAAUCCUGGGAUCUGUUGCCAUUGUCUCCAUGUGCUGCAUCUGUACCUUACUCACAGCCAUAUCAAUGAGUGCCAUAGCAACCAAUGGUGUUGUCCCAGCUGGAGGCUCCUACUACAUGAUCUCAAGGUCUUUAGGCCCAGAAUUUGGAGGAGCAGUGGGUCUCUGUUUCUAUCUUGGUACCACCUUCGCUGGAUCCGUGUAUAUACUGGGCACCAUAGAGAUUUUGCUGACAUAUAUUGUUCCAACAGCAGGACUUUUUGAAGCUGAAAGUAAAGAAGAAGAAGCUGCAGCAGUGCUCAACAACAUGCGUGUCUAUGGCACAUGUUGCCUGGUCCUGAUGGCCUUAGUCGUAUUUGUAGGAGUGAAGUAUGUGAAUAAACUCGCGUUGGUGUUUCUGGCUUGUGUUUUCCUCUCAAUCUUGGCCACUUAUGCCGGAGUUGUUAAGACACUCAUUGAACCACCUGACUAUCCUAUCUGUUUGUUGGGGAACCGUUCUUUGACAAGCAUCGCCUUUGACAAGUGCAUGAAGAAGGAAGUUAUAAGAAACGUCACUUUUACCACCAAGCUGUGGUCCCUCUACUGUGAUAGUGAACACCUCAACGCCAGCUGUGAUGAGUACUUCUUCAAAAACAAUGUGACAGAGAUACAGGGCAUACCUGGACUUCUGAGUGGAGUUAUAAAAGAUAAUCUGUGGGGUCACUAUGGUCCAGCCGGUAUGAUGAUAGAGAAGAAGGGUCAACUUUCUAUACCAGCCAAGAGAUCAUCCAAAGAUAUUCAUAAACCCUAUGUCUUUAAUGACAUUGCCACCUACUUCACGUUGCUGGUGGGAAUAUACUUUCCCUCUGUCACAGGUAUAAUGGCUGGUUCCAAUAGGUCUGGUGAUCUGCGAGAUGCCCAGAGGUCAAUCCCAAUAGGAACUAUAUUGGCCAUUGUCACCACCUCUUUCAUCUACAUUUCCUGUGCAGUCUUGUUUGGAGCCUGUAUUGAAGGAGUUGUGCUGAGAGACAAGUAUGGUGACUCGGUGAAAAAGAAUCUGGUAAUUGGUACUCUGGCCUGGCCAUCACCAUGGGUUAUUGUGAUUGGUUCAUUUUUCUCCUGCUGUGGUGCUGGCCUUCAGAGCCUCACAGGCGCCCCCCGUCUGUUGCAGGCCAUUGCUCAUGAUGGAAUUAUCCCUUUUUUACAUGUGUUUGGUCAUGGGAAGUCAAACGGAGAGCCAACCUGGGCAUUGUUGCUAACCGUUGGGAUCUGUGAGAUAGGAAUCCUCAUCGCGUCGCUGGAUGCUGUGGCCCCCAUCUUGUCCACGUUCUUCCUGAUGUGCUAUCUGUUUGUCAACCUGGCAUGUGCUGUUCAGACUUUGCUUCGGACUCCCAACUGGAGACCUCGCUUUAAGUUCUAUCACUGGACCCUGUCCUUCUUGGGGAUGAGUCUGUGUCUUUCACUCAUGUUUGUUUCCUCCUGGUACUAUGCUCUGUUUGCUGUGGUGAUAGCUGGCUGCAUCUACAAGUACAUUGAGUACAGAGGGGCGGUGAAAGAGUGGGGAGAUGGAAUCCAUGGAUUGUCCUUAAAUGCAGCACGUUACGCUCUUGUUCGGCUGGAGGAUGCACCACCACACACGAAAAACUGGAGGCCUCAGCUGUUGGUGAUGUGUAAGGUGGACUCUAACCUGACAGUGAAACACCCUCGUCUCCUGUCCUUCACCAAUCAACUCAAAGCUGGGAAAGGACUGACCAUCUUCUCUUCUGUUUUGGAGGGAACCUUCAUGACGAGAGGUGAUGAUGCCAAGGUAGCAGAGCAGAAUUUAAAAUCAGCCAUGGCUGAAGAGCGGACCAAGGGCUUCUCCCAUGUGGUGGUGACUUCCAACUUGCGAGAUGGUUUCUCUUUGCUCAUCCAGUCAGCAGGACUAGGAGGAAUGAAACACAAUGCUGUCCUCAUGGCUUGGCCAGUAGGAUGGAAACAAGCCUCUUCUGCACAGAAGAACUUCAUAGAGACUGUGAGAGAGACGACCGCAGCACACCUGGCUCUGCUGGUUGCUAAGAAUAUUGACCAUUUCCCCAGUAAUCAAGACGGGUUGAAAGGAGGAUCCAUUGACAUUUGGUGGAUCGUACAUGAUGGUGGCCUGCUCAUGCUCCUGCCAUUUUUACUCAGUCAACACAAGGUGUGGAGAAAGUGUAAAAUGCGUAUUUUUACUGUGGCCCAGAUGAACGACAACUCCAUCCAGAUGAAGAAAGAUUUGCAGGUGUUUCUUUACCAUCUGCGUCUGGAUGCAGAAGUGGAAGUUGUGGAGAUGCAUGACAGUGAUAUCUCAGCCUUCACCUACGAGAAGACGCUGGUGAUGGAACAGAGGUCACAAAUGAUCAAACAGAUGCAGCUGUCACGCACGGAGAAGCUGAGAGAGGCCCAGUUGAUCCAUGACCGCAAUACUGCUUCUCAUUCUGUAAUGAAUGAUAAAGCCACUCCCAGCCCACCAGAUCGCGUCCACAUGACCUGGACAAAAGAGAAAUGGAUCAAUGAGAGGACCAAAAAUAGAGAAAACAUGGGUGUUAAAGAUAUUUUUAACAUGAAACCUGAGUGGGAGAAUCUCAACCAGUCCAACGUGCGGCGGAUGCACACGGCUGUCAAGCUAAAUGACGUGGUGGUCAAAAACUCUCAGAAUUCACAGCUGGUUCUGCUCAACAUGCCAGGCCCACCAAAAAACAAGAAAGGGGAUGACAACUACAUGGAGUUCCUGGAGGUUCUUAUGGAUGGCCUAGACCGUGUGCUAUUGGUUCGUGGAGGAGGUCGGGAGGUCAUUACCAUCUAUUCUUAGCAACAAGGGAUUCCUAUGUGGCCAAAAAGACACUGUUGGGUAGACAUUGAGUAGCACCCAGAGGGCUGUUGGUUCAACAGAGGAGAAUGUAGUUUUGAGAUGGGACAGUUAUUGGACAGAUGACGUGCAUUAUCUCCUCUACGUGAUCCAAGUGUGUCUCUUAACUUUUUUGAGGACUGUGGCCAGCACCAACGCCGCCAAGAACACAAGAGUCUGGCAGCGGCAAGCCCAGAUGGUUUUCAACACACCCACCUCAUGGAGCUCCUGAAUAAUUCUGUCACACCUGACACUUUAGGUGAAUUUAACUUUAUUUUACAUAACCACCCACCUAUUUGAGUUCUAACUGCAGUUUGUUGGCAGUAAUAAUGCUUCAAGAUAAUUAUGGUAGACAUGAGUUAGUUACUUCCAACUUAUAAGUAUAAUGUUAAAACUGAGAAACAGGACUCCUCGUGACAAAAAGUAAAUAACAUUUUACAGCAUAUUGUGUGUUUUAUAUCAAAAACUCUUUUUUUUUUUUUUUUUUUUUUUUUUUUUGGUGGUGGUGGUGGUGGUGG